Hyalella azteca is the source of this 3239-nucleotide messenger RNA. RefSeq names its product adenylyltransferase and sulfurtransferase MOCS3-like (gene Uba4). Gene Ontology annotation, biological process: tRNA wobble position uridine thiolation; protein urmylation. Gene Ontology annotation, cellular component: cytosol; cytoplasm. Bases 124 to 1572 code for a protein of 482 amino acids. Gene Ontology annotation, molecular function: thiosulfate-cyanide sulfurtransferase activity; URM1 activating enzyme activity; adenylyltransferase activity. The transcript is spliced from 3 exons. The record is from RefSeq and is a predicted model, not a curated record. Lineage: Eukaryota; Metazoa; Arthropoda; Malacostraca; Amphipoda; Hyalellidae.
ACUACACGAGUUGUCCAUCAUACCUCAGAGAUAAACUACACGAGUUGUCCAUCAUACCUCAGGGAUAAACCGCUGCAUACCACCGCCAUCCCUGCCUCCUCGCGCUGCUGGUUGCGCCCAGGCAUGACAGACUCGGUCGAGGCCCUGCAGGCUGCGCUGCAGCAGAAGGAGCGUGAGGUUGCGGAGCUGCGCUGCAGAUUGUCAGCUGUACACCAUUCCGCGGCUGGUGCUGUUAGUGACGCAGCUCUUGGGAGUGAUGCAGCUGGCGGGAGUGACGCAGCUGGCGGAAGUGAUGCAGCUGAUGGUGUAACAGUUGUUGCAUCAGGAUCUGACACCUCUACCCAAGGUUGUCCUCACAGCGGCAGUUGCUCCGCAGCCACGCUGUCCCACGGGGAGGUUCUUCGCUACUCUCGCCAGUUGAUCUUGCCGGAGUUAGGUAUGGGAGGCCAGCGCCUCCUGAAGGCGAGCCGGGUGCUGGUGGUAGGGGCUGGCGGGCUUGGCUGUCCCGCAGCUCAGUACCUCACUGCGGCGGGGGUGGGGACGCUGGGUCUCCUGGACUACGAUGUGGUCGAGUCGACCAACCUCCACCGUCAGAUCCUCCACACGGAGGAACGAAUUGGCGUGCACAAAGCCAAGUCUGCGGCGGCUGCCCUUCGUUCGCUCAACUCACAAGUAGACGUCCAUGUACACGAUUUGGUUCUGGACAGUGGCACGGCUUUGGACGUCAUAGCCGGAUAUGACCUGAUACUGGACUGCACCGACAACGUGGCUACUCGUUAUCUCCUGAACGACGCAUGCGUUCUCAGCAAAAAGCCCUUGGUGUCGGGCGCUGCCCUCCGUCUCGAAGGACAGCUCACGGUAUACAACUUCAAGGGGGGCCCUUGUUACCGAUGUCUGUUUCCGUCUCCUCCACCCCACGAGACUGUAACCAACUGCUCUGACGGAGGCGUGCUGGGGGUGAUCCCUGGGAUCAUCGGGUCACUGCAGGCGCUUGAAGCAAUCAAAAUGAUCGCCGGCAUCGGCGAGCCGCUGUCGGGAAAGCUGCUCGUAUUCGACGGCUACUCGACGUGCUUUAGGACCGUGAAGUUACGACCUCGGCAGCCGUCAUGUGCCGUGUGCGGAGACGUGCCCACGGUAACCCGCCUCGUGGACUACGUGCAGUUCUGCGGAGGACGUCCUGCUUCAGAUAAAGACUCGGACUUGCAUCUCUUAUCCCCGGAGCACAGGAUGUCGGUGAUAGAGUACUCGGAGCUCCUGAAGACGGGGGAGCCCCACGUGCUGGUGGACGUGAGGGAGCCUGUGGAGCUGUCCAUAUGUGGCUUCAGCCACGCUCUCAAUAUUCCUUUAAGAGAGCUUGACAAGCCUGAGAGCGUUAGUGCAAUAACAGCCGCACUGGAAGCUCGAGCCAGCGCCCGCGUCGUGUGCUUGUGUCGCCGUGGCAACGACUCUCAGCGUGCCGUCCUCAAGCUGAAGGUGGCGCUGAAGGAUUCAACAGAGGUCCUCGUGCAGGAUGUAGCUGGAGGACUCACUCGGUGGGCCGAGUUGGUUGACAACUCCAUGCCUGUUUACUGAGCGUCUAUUGGACUUGCCACGAGUAGUUUACUGGUAGCGUUCGGAUAAGAGUUGUAAUCUAUGUACAUUUUGUAACUUAUUUGUAAUUCUCAGUUUUAUUCAUUCCAACAAGUCACGCGACUGUCGAGUGACGAUAGCACUGUCCUUAAACAAUACAGCUAUACUGGUCACCUUAUAUAUACUGUUGUGGCGGAGCACUUUCCGCUGUUGUGCACACGAUGCACACGUCACGGUGCCUAUGAAUAUUCUGCAUUGCGCCCACGCAUUAGAUUUAUGUUAAGGCAAUGUUUUAACGAUGUGAGCUUGUAUUAAGGUCCGCGUCACAAUUUUUGUUUGAUAAAAUAUCGAGUUUGCUUACUUCGAUGGCGGUCAUGAUUAGUCUUUGUUUGAUCUGCCUGCCUGGUCAUCACGCGCCCUACUGAGCAUCUCCCACUCAACAAAAGUGUCGUUAACUUGUCGAUCAAUUCCCUAGAAAAUAUUUGGGCCAAUUGAGAUCAGUUGAACUAUAUUUACUACUAAUUGAAUGAAAUUGAACUAAAUUGAUUGCAAGCUUUGCAUGCAAUUAAGGGUAACCGUAGCCUUGGGGCCACUAUGAUGCAGUUACUGUGAUGCGUAUUUAUAUAACAAACAAUGGCUGUGAACUUCCUAAGAGCUGCCCAUGUGGUGAGGGUUCUCUCGAUAACAAAUAGAUCCGUCCCGUCAAAUUCAAUAGGAUUUAUUAUCGACUUUGCCAGCUAGCCUGAGUGUCUCGUUUGUCGGUAGCUAUUGACCCAGUAGUAUUAAUCCUUUUGCAUCCUCAAUACAACCAGUUUAUCUGAUGAGUUGGGAAGAGCCGCGGGUUCACGUUCCGUCACAGAUGUUUAUUUGUCACGCUCUUCUGACGCAAGUACUGUAAAAUAUCAAAUGGUCACUUAUGCAACCUUGCUCCUGUUUAUAACAUUGUACUCCUGGCUCUUGUUAAACAAACCUUUAAAUCUUUAAUAAAUGAAUGUUAACUGCCUUGUAUUCUUUUUAAACCUCGUCUAAAGAAGCCCAAUUUUUAGGUGCAUACGCGUCUAUCAUCUCCUCAGGGAAGGUGCGCUAGUGUUCCACUCAACGCACCUUGGGGACCUCACCCUCCCCGGGCCCCAAGCGAUCCCAAUGCAUGGCGAAUCUCGUUAUUCUGGGCAACGGUUUUCGGGAAAUCAUUUCCGCGUCUUCGCGAUUAAAACUGGUCAAUAGACGCUUUUCUAGCAAGCUCUUCUGACGAUGAAAAUAUAGAAGCGGCCGCAAGAAAUCAGCUCCUGUGCAGCGUCUCGUGAAAGUGGACGGGGGCGGCAUUUGUGGCCUGUAAUGUAGGCCCGCGAGACAAUCUUGGAUAGCGCUACAUUGUGGAGUCUAUAUUACGUCUUCGUGCGGUCAUGCUUACAAGGGUGGGUCUAAUUUGAACCCCUAUAUAAACUGACAGGGUCUACGUUAUACCAUAAUGCGGCCUAGGUGACAGUGGUCUAAAUUAUAGAAUAAAAUAUUACGCCCCCAUGCGGUCAGGCUGAUGAGGUAGCCGACUAUAUACCCUCAUGGAGACACGAACACGAGAGUCCACAACGCAGUAAUGGCAGGGUUACCCAGUGGUAAAAGUUCACAGUACCAAGAAUGGAGCAGAGAGGCGCGGGUUUGAUCCCAGCUCU